Molecule: messenger RNA, 3553 nt
Organism: Danio rerio (zebrafish)
Lineage: Eukaryota; Metazoa; Chordata; Actinopteri; Cypriniformes; Danionidae
Source: RefSeq, a predicted model, not a curated record
GGAGUCAGGUCUUUCAGCUCACACACUCCUCCAUCCAUGAGUGCGGAAUCUCGCUGUAUCUGAAGAAGAAGUGCUGGGGGAGGCCGACGAUUUCGGAUUUAUCGACAAAACAACAAGAAGUUGGUGUUUCCGAACAUACGCCGAUUUAUACGGAGAAAUUCGUCUCUAAUAAACCCGCUUUCCAGGGUUUUGAUUUGUUUUGAUCUGCCGACCGAAGUGGCGAAGGGGGUAAAAGUUUUUCCUCUACCCUCAUUACGCACGAGCGCAAACAAAACCCGCACGGGUGGGAUUUCCAGAAGGAAAAACGUGCAAACUCGCUGAGAAAAUCGGUGUUUUGGGUGAUGGGAGUGAAUUUUAGACGUUAUGUUACUUCAUGAUAUCAUCUUAAAGCCGAGCACGCGUCUCUACUGAGGAUUUUAUUCACCGAUUUCAGAAGGUUUUCCGGCGAGUCAAGGAAAAACUGAGCAACAUCUGAAGAGUUUUCAUUUAAAAACAAACAAACAAAGACUAAACUUGCGAACAAGCAAGACAUGUGGAGUUUCAUCCAUUGACUAUUGUGGAGACGCUAUUUUAUCUGUUCAGGAUUGAGUCUUUCCUCAGAGGAUUUGCUUCAGAAAGUGCUGAUGUCCUAGUCGACUUCAUGGAGAGCUGGGCUGGAUGUGGAGUUCAGAUGUAGAGGAUCUUUGAUAAUAAUAAUGAAGAUGAUGAUGAUAAUGAAGACCACGCUGCUGCUGAUCUCAGUACUGUUAACUCAAGCUCUUCAGUCGCAGGGCAGACCAGCCAUCCAAGAUGAGGCCCCGGCUGAGCCCACAUCGUACACUCUGGAUUCAGGAGAGAAACUGGAGCUGUCCUGUAAAGCUAAAGAGGACACACAGAAAGUGACCUGGACCAAGGACCUCGUUCCACUGGUUGACGGAGAACACACACGCCUGCGCAACGAUCAGAUGGAGAUCGAGAAAGUAGAGCCGACCGACUCUGGUCUGUAUGCUUGCUUUGCUCAGGGACUCAACAGCAACCAUACAGAAUACUUCAAUAUCAGUGUUACAGAUGAAGAAGACGAGGUGGAUUCUUCCUCAGAGGAGGCCAAGCUAUCAAAUGACCAAAAUCUUCCGAUGGCCCCCGUCUGGGCUCAACCUGAUAAGAUGGAGAAGAAGCUACAUGCGGUUCCUGCCAGUAAAACCGUGAAGUUUCGUUGCCAGGCCAAUGGAAAUCCUACACCGACGCUCAAGUGGCUUAAAAACGGCAAAGAGUUUAAGAGAGACCAGCGAAUAGGAGGCUUCAAGGUACGAGAGCACAUGUGGACCAUCAUAAUGGAGUCAGUGGUGCCGUCAGACAGAGGAAACUACACCUGCCUGGUGGAAAACAGACACGGCAGCAUCAAUCACACAUACCAGCUGGACGUAGUCGAGCGUUCACCGCACCGGCCGAUCCUCCAGGCCGGGCUGCCUGCAAACCGUACCGCAGUGGUGGGCAGUGAUGUGGAGUUCGAGUGUAAAGUGUUCAGCGAUCCUCAGCCUCACAUUCAGUGGCUGAAACACAUCGAGGUGAACGGCAGCAGAUACGGACCUGAUGGACUGCCAUAUGUCCGAGCCUUAAAGAACUCUGGGGUCAACAGCUCGGACACACAGGUCUUGACCCUGUACAACGUGACCGAAGAACAAAGCGGAGAGUAUAUAUGUAAAGUGUCCAAUUAUAUAGGCCAAGCCAACCAGUCGGCGUGGCUCACCGUGGUUAAACACUUACAAGCCGUUCCCCCGACUCAGCUGCCCAACCAGACGUACCUGGAGGUGCUGAUCUACUGCGUGGGCUUCUUCCUCAUCUGUGUGAUGGUGGGGACCGCCGUGCUGGCCAAAAUGCACAGCUCUGCCAAGAAAAGCGACUUCAACAGCCAGCUGGCCGUCCACAAGCUGGCCAAGAGCAUCCCCCUGCGCAGACAGGUAACAGUGUCUGUGGACUCCAGCUCAUCUAUGCAUUCGGGUGGGAUGUUGGUCCGUCCAUCCCGUCUGUCCUCCAGUGGCUCCCCAAUGCUCUCAGGGGUCUCCGAAUACGAGCUUCCCCAGGACCCACGCUGGGAGGUGCAACGAGACAGGCUGGUUCUCGGGAAACCUCUUGGCGAAGGCUGCUUUGGACAGGUGAUGAUGGCCGAGGCGAUGGGGAUGGAUAAAGAAAAACCCAAUAGAAUCACCAAAGUGGCCGUCAAGAUGCUCAAAUCGGAUGCCACGGAGAAAGACCUGUCAGACCUGAUCUCUGAGAUGGAGAUGAUGAAGAUUAUUGGCAAACACAAGAACAUCAUCAACCUGCUGGGAGCCUGCACACAAGACGGUCCGCUGUACGUCAUCGUGGAGUUUGCUGCUAAAGGGAACCUGCGGGAGUAUCUGCGCGUACGGCGUCCACCAGGGAUGGAGUACUGUUAUAACCCUGACCAGGUGCCAGUGGAGAACAUGUCCAUUAAAGACCUGGUGUCCUGCGCAUAUCAGGUGGCCCGAGGAAUGGAGUAUCUCGCAUCCAAGAAGUGUAUUCAUCGAGACCUGGCUGCUCGGAAUGUGCUGGUGACGGAAGAUAACGUUAUGAAGAUCGCAGACUUUGGCCUGGCCAGAGACAUCCAUCAUAUUGAUUACUACAAGAAGACCACCAAUGGUCGUUUGCCGGUGAAAUGGAUGGCUCCCGAAGCUCUGUUUGACCGCAUAUACACCCAUCAAAGUGACGUCUGGUCUUUUGGGGUGCUGCUGUGGGAGAUCUUCACUCUGGGGGGCUCUCCGUACCCCGGCGUCCCCGUCGAGGAGCUCUUUAAGCUGCUGAAGGAAGGACACCGCAUGGACCGACCCUCCACAUGCACACAUGAGCUGUAUAUGAUGAUGAGGGAUUGUUGGCACGCCGUCCCGUCUCAGAGACCCACUUUUAAACAGCUGGUGGAGGAUCUGGACCGCACCCUCUCCAUGACGUCCAAUCAGGAGUAUCUGGACCUGUCCGUAUCUCUGGACCAGUUUUCUCCAAACUUCCCGGACACUCGCAGCUCCACCUGCUCCUCAGGUGAAGACUCAGUGUUUUCUCAUGACGCCGGAGCCGAUGAGCCCUGUUUGCCCAAAUUCCCACCCCAUCCCAACCGAGGAGUGGCCUUUAAAAAGCGCUGAGGACUCAUUUACUCAGUGUGUGUGUGUGCAGACUUAUGAACUCUGGGAGAAACACAUACAGCUGCACACAAAACCGCCAAAGCUUCAAGUGCUUGAAAUACGGACUAUCACUGCUCCUGAAACGCUGGAGGACAGGAAAGUGGUACUCGGAUGUUCUCAAAACUCAAAUACAUCCGUCAUUGUACGAUCUCCAGAUUGACUGGCGUUGGGGGCGUUGAUGUUUUUUAUCGCUGUUAAUUUUAGCAUCCAAAUCGUUACGAAACAAACUGAGAUCCACCGAAAUGGUCCGCCCGAAUGUAUUUUUACCAACGGGUUGAUCUGACUUGACCUCCUUUCCUGUAAAUACAUCUAGAAAUGUAUAAAUAUGAAUAUAUAUUUACACUCUACCCCUAUUUUUAUUACACUAUUGGUUUUUGUACCAG